Molecule: messenger RNA, 2419 nt
Organism: Mycena citricolor
Lineage: Eukaryota; Fungi; Basidiomycota; Agaricomycetes; Agaricales; Mycenaceae
Source: the annotation of a GenBank genome assembly
GCAGCCUUCUAACGUUUAUUAAUAGAUUCUAUCAACAUGGCGCAAGCGAACAUGGACCCAAAAAAAAAACACGCUACAUACAAUUUCUCCGAGGUAGCGGAGUACCUGCGAUCCAAUUCGCUGCCGCCUCCGGUCAUACACCGCCCAAUUUUUUUUCUUUCGAUUUACACACCAAACUCAAAACGGCGUCGGAUGGCGCGCGGCCAUCUCGACGCUGUGCCCCGUCGCAACCGUGCCCGCACCCGUGGCCGUGCUGGGCGACCCGGGCAGCGGCGCAAGGCCCAUACUCCCCAGGACCUCCUCCAUGCUCGCCACGCUCGCCACGCUGCGCGACAGCCGCGCGGACUCGACACUGAGCUUGUCCCGGCGGUGGCCGGGCGACGCCGACGACGACGGAGGCGGUAGGGGGAUCGGCUCGGCGGGCUCGGGCGACGCGCUGUACGCGGGCGGGUUGAUGCGCUGCCGGCGAUCGAAGUAUCCGCCGUCCUCCGCGACCUCGGGGAUUGCCGGCGGCGGCGGGGAGCUGGGGACCGACACGGGACGCUGCGGCGUGCUGAGCGUCGACUCGGAUGUCUUGCGCGGAAUCGGAGGCGGGACGGCUGUGUGCGGGAAAGGGUCGAUCGUGUGUAGCGCAACUGGCAGCGGGGACAGCGUCCGUGGCGGGGAGGCACUCGUCUCUGACAUGUAGGACACCGAGGUGAUGCUGUCCUGCGGCGUAUGCCCUGUUGUUGUCGUGUACAUGGUGGUGGGGCGCGCCGAGGCAGACCCGCCAAGUGACACCGACGGAAUGAGCCCCGCCCCCGACUUUGUAGAAAGGUCAGAGCGUGAUCGCGUAUGGUACAGAGGCCGCGGGCCGCUCCUAGCGCGCAAAGUCGCUUGGCGCUUGGUCCAGAGCCAAUAAACGAGGUACGCGCCCAGCAGCAGCACGACCACGCCGCCAACGACUCCCCCGGCAAUAGCCCCCGUCGGUACUUUGCUCCCGCUCACGGGCACUUGACCGGAUCCGGGGACGAGGUCAGGGUUGUCUGUGGGCUGCAUUAGGGAAACAGCUGCGGACAUCACCCGGGAUACGCACUCUCGUCAUGCAGCGCCUGCGCCUGUGCGGUAUCGAAGCGGCCAUUGUCCCACGUCGUAGCUAGCAGUCAGCCGUCAGCAAGCAUCGCCGCUAGACAGGACACCACGGCACGCACGAUCGACACCAGCCCAGGACGGAAUCACCGUCCCGGCAGGCAACGUCACAUUCUGCGGGUAGUACGUGUCGGACACCAGCCCGCCGCAGCUCGCGUCGUACGCGGCCCAGUUGUCGAUCGCCGAGUCGAAGCCCUGGCACGCCGUGCACGCGCUGAGCAGGUUGUACGCCGUCCACGAGCUGCGCGCCGUCGUCAGCCAGCUGCCGCCGUCCCCCACACAGGAAGACGCACCAGGUGCACAAGUUCGCCGUGGUCGCGUUCGGCGCGGUGUAGCCCUGUCCCGGGCCCAGACUCGGCACAUUCCAGUCUACAACCAAUGCAUGUCAGCACUCGGGAAAACGGGAGCGGGCCAGGAGGAGACGGGCGACGCACUGCCCGUAAAGCACGCGCCGAGGAUGACGGACGAUAAGAGGCACGGCGACAGCUUGUGCGAGCUGGACAUCCAGUCGUACGUCGGCGAGAGACACAGCGCGGUCGAUUGCGCCGUGCGCUUGUUGAGCGGCGCAUCAGGGGUCGGCGACCCGGCUGCCAGAUGCGCUAUGCUGAUCAGCACACCCGCCGCAGCAGCAAGUACGUCAAGUUGCGUCAUGUUCGUGCAAAGAGGCGGCAGAGAGGUGCGGGUCACUCGCGGGGCAGGAGGAGGAGGAGGAGGAGGAGGAGGAGGACAGGGAGGGAAGACACUGAUACGAAGAACGAAGCCCCGUCCCAGGACCUAUCGGAUUCAAGUACCCUCGGCUUCGGCGGUGCGAGGCACGACCUGCCAGGCCCGGUCGGCUGACCCAUGUGCGCGGCAGUGUGAGAGAGUGUCCGCGGGGAUCAGAAAACACAAGGGCACUUGGGCGCUUGCGCACCGCGGCCGGACAGCUGGAAUGCGGCACUGGUACUCGCAGGGGACGCCGCCGGUCGAGGCGGGUCUCCGACGCGGCCGCGCAGACGACGACAUGGGUCCGCAGAGCAUCCCCCCGACUGUGCGUUUCAGAAGAGAGUCUAUUUCUGGUGUACAAUAGACGCCCACAGACCAAGAAGACCGGUUUAGGCCCUCAAACAUCUCGCCCUUGCUGCCACUCGAAGACAUGCUUGGACGACGGUCCACAUGCAGAGACACGUCAUGAUGUACGGACGAAUGCGAGCGUGCUACCGUACAUUGGCUGGGAUUCCUGCGAGUGAGUGUCCAAGGGUCCUGGUCCGGACCUCAUGAUGAUGAUGGUGAGAUGCAGUGCGGAAGUACG